Cadophora gregata is the source of this 2174-nucleotide messenger RNA. RefSeq lists its product as uncharacterized. NCBI's taxonomy places the organism in Eukaryota, Fungi, Ascomycota, Leotiomycetes, Helotiales, Ploettnerulaceae. Gene Ontology annotation, biological process: regulation of DNA-templated transcription. The record is from RefSeq and is a predicted model, not a curated record. Gene Ontology annotation, molecular function: zinc ion binding; DNA-binding transcription factor activity, RNA polymerase II-specific. The transcript is spliced from 6 exons. The coding region runs from base 343 to 1521 and encodes 392 amino acids.
AGGCCCUUGGUUGCACGUCAUAUUAUUUGUGCAUCCAUCCGAUCAAAAUCUCGAAUAAGCUUUCACUGACGACGAUCGUUGUUGGAGCCGUCUCCUGAGAAGCGGGUAGGCUAGGGCCGGAGACUCCGCGGCGAGCUGCUGUAGUUCCCAAUCUAGCUAUGAACACCGAUUACCGGCAUUGUAAUCGCUAUUGAGAGAUAUAUAAUAAUUUAUAUUCUUCUCACGGAAUCUUUUACCUUCUCGUAGUCUACAUUUUCUUGCGCAACAAACGCCAUUUUCCUUGCUCAACUCUCGUGAGGUAUAAUUCACUAGCUCGCAAAUGAACCCGCAACCCUGCCUUGAAUGCCCAUCAAUCGACUCAACUACAAUCAAUGCAUUAUGGUUUACUGUGGCAAACCCAGUAAGGCUUGUGGAGAGUGCAGACUUAGAAGAACAAAAUGUGACACCAGACGACCAGCUUGUUCCCAAUGCAUCCGGGCAGGAAGAACCUGCAAUGGAUAUCGAGACCCAUCAGACAUGAUUUUCCGGGAUGAGUCAGGGGAUCUGAAGUCCAGACGACACCGAUUGAAGAUCUCACAAUUCCCAAAGAAAGAACGCCUUGGAAAUAUGACGCCAACCGCAGCAGACAGUACCGGGGCUCUCAUAAUCACCGGCUCUGACCGAAGCCCACAACCUUCCUCAACGACAAACUGCCAGACGUUACCAGUAAUGUGUCUAGGAUUGGGAACUUCUCCUGGCGAGCAAGCCACAUGUUUCUUUUUCCAAAAUUAUGUCUUCCAGCAGGAUUUCAGUUUCCGAGGAAACUUCCAGUACCUGUUGGAGAUAUAUGAACAGGAAGAUGUUAAAGACGGUUUGGCAGACUCAGUAUCUGCUUUGGGAUUGGUUGGUCUUGCUCAUUUCUGGGGAGCCCCUAGUAUAUUGGCAUUUGCUUCUGCCAAAUACAACUCGGCGCUGUUGACAAUCAGCUCACAACUGCGAACUAUCGAAGGAGCGAGAUCGGACCAGACAAUGGCUGCAAUCAUGUUACUUGGUCUUUAUGAGACAAACACAUGCAAUAAUAGGCAAUCCAUGGAUACUUGGACCAGACACAUUACUGGGGCUUUGGCAUUGCUGCAAGUUCGGGGUAAGGAGCUCCUCAGCACGCCUGUUGGCUACAAUUUAUUCGUCUAUCUGAGGACACAGCUUAUCACCAACUGCUUGCUAAGGCAUGCCAAAGUCCCCGCUAUUAUCAGCGAGUGGUCCCAAGACCUGGAUUUCGAGACAGCCGAACAAGCUGCUGCAACAACACUUUCAAAUCUCACAAUCAGAUACUGUAACCUUCGUGCAUCUAUGCAUUCGUUUCGAGACUACAGUGAUCCAGACCGGAUCGUCUCCACAGCCUGUGCUUUGGAUGCGGAAUACGAGAUGUGGGCAAGGACGUGUCCCGUGCAACUAUUAUCACGUCUACCCAUCAAUCUGGAUCGCGGCAAUAUGGAACAACUACAGAAGUGCACGGAUCCUCGUGAAUGGGUUGAUGCUUGAUCAACUCAAGAACAUGUACCAAAGAAGCCCAUCAUCAGAUCUGCUCUGGAAUCACCACUGCUACGACCAAAACCAGAUCCUCACUUCGACAACUACUCUUCUUCAACUCUGCAGUGACAUUUGCGCCAGUGUUCCGUAUUUCCUUGGCUACAGCUCUGACAUCACCGGUUUGAGUGGCCAACCCCCAAAGUGUGUCAACGGCAAUCUAUCACUUUGGCCUCUAUAUACUGUCGGAGAAUCUGGGGUGAUUUCAGAUCUUAUGCGGAGCUGGGUCGCUGGUCGACUUCGAUGGAUUACAAAUGUAAUGGGGAUUCGACAGGCAGCUCCCCUCGCUCAUAGCGUGAUGAAAAGGCAAGAGCAUUUGUUAUGGAAGCCUGACCUGGUGGAGGGCGUUUUCAAUACGGAGACAAACCAAAUUAGUUCGUUAGUAAUGAUUGAAAAUCUGUGAAUAUCUCCAGCUCUCCAAGAGUCCGCAGAAACGGCGCGAAAACAGAUUUCAGUAGUCCGCCGCCUCUUGUAAGGCUCACUGUGUAGUCUGCUUACCAGACAUAGGUAGAAUCAAACAUCUUCUAUCUAGGUGUUUAACGAAUAUGGAAGAAUAGAUUCUAAGAUGCGUAGAAUUAUGCAUUAUGCCGAGUCUGCUAAUUUAGGGC